UCCUUCGUCGUCUCCAUCAGGCCUCUCGUCUCGUCUCAGCAUGGAUCGGCGGCCGGAGGGCGGCGGGGCGAGGAAGCGCGCGCGGGAGGAGCCGGACGCGGCGGACUUCCCCUUCGACGAGGCGGUGGCGGCGGCCGACGCCGGGGAGGCGUGGCGGAGGCCGCCGGGGGUGUUCCAGUUCCCGUGGCAGAAGUGCCGCGGCGGGCUCGGCGUCGCCGGCGGCGGCUGGGAGCUGCGGGACGUCUUCUUCCGCUCCCUCGUCGACGGCGGCGCCGCGGCCAUCGGCGUGCCGGGCGACCGCCUCGUCUCGCCGCCGCCGCCCAGCAAGCAGCGCGCGCUCUUCGACGACGUCGACGCCUGGCUCGCCGCCGCCGCCGACGGCGAGGUGGACCCCGUCUGGCGAUCGGCGAUCAGGGGCGCCGGGCCGCCCUCCGCGUCGGCGGUGUGA
Hordeum vulgare subsp. vulgare (domesticated barley) is the source of this 448-nucleotide messenger RNA. RefSeq lists its product as uncharacterized. NCBI's taxonomy places the organism in Eukaryota, Viridiplantae, Streptophyta, Magnoliopsida, Poales, Poaceae. The coding region runs from base 41 to 448 and encodes 135 amino acids. The transcript has 2 exons. The record is from RefSeq and is a predicted model, not a curated record.